Molecule: messenger RNA, 681 nt
Organism: Coprinopsis cinerea okayama7#130
Lineage: Eukaryota; Fungi; Basidiomycota; Agaricomycetes; Agaricales; Psathyrellaceae
Exons: 4
Coding region: 1-681 (226 amino acids)
Biological process (GO): proteolysis
Molecular function (GO): aspartic-type endopeptidase activity
Source: RefSeq, a predicted model, not a curated record
AUGCCUUUUCCUCACCGCACCUGGCUCUCACCCAGCUCAACGGUCAACAACAACAACAACAACAACAACUGGAUACCACAAGCCUCUCGCCUUCUUCAAACAGUUUAUAUCAUCUCUCCUUCUGACAUCUCCGACAUGUUCUUCACUCGCAUUCUCAUCGUCGCUUUUGCCCUCGCCCUGUCGGCGUUCACGGUCUCAGCAGCACCGACUGGAAUUAGGAGCAUCAUCCGACCCCAUCAUGAAGCCAUCCACAUCCUAAACAAACAUCACAUGCCACGCUCUGUGGACGGAGCGGCCAUUGGUGGUGUCGCACAGGUUGUCAACGUCGCUCAAGGUUCGGAGGCUCUCGUUGACACCGGCGCGGACGUCCCUGUCUUGUCGGAAGUUCCGGUUAUCCGUGAAGCUACGCACAAAUUCGAAUGGGCCCCUCAGCAGGCCAUUGUUCCGAAGCCUCCGGCAGUUGCUGAGCAAGGAGUGUUCUCUGAGAUCGUCAGGAUCUUCCUCAACCCCUCGUCGCCGACUGCAUCUGGCCAAACGCAUGGCAAGAGACGCCGUGUUGCCCGACGCAGGCAUCCUGCACGGUCAUGGCGUAUUCGCAACGCCUUCGAGGUGAAAGGUUUGGAGGCGGAGACCAAGGCUCCCGCGCUCGCCAUUGCUAGAUGGCCUUUCACUCCAGUUUAA